Gilbertella persicaria is the source of this 415-nucleotide messenger RNA. RefSeq lists its product as uncharacterized. Bases 160 to 360 code for a protein of 66 amino acids. The transcript has a single exon. Lineage: Eukaryota; Fungi; Mucoromycota; Mucoromycetes; Mucorales; Choanephoraceae. The record is from RefSeq and is a predicted model, not a curated record.
UUUUUUUUUUUUAAAAGGGCAGAUUUACUAUGGCAUUAAAUUAAUGCUAUAUUCUACCACGCGGUAUUAAUUGCAUGUCAAGCAAAGAUGGUCCAGGCAUUCGUAUUGGUCUGAGUUAUGCGUGAGUAAAUAUGAUGUGCGCCCCGCAUUUAAAUUAGAAUGGCCAGUUCUUUUUUAUAUGAUUUGUUCAAACUGUUCAGCUUACACGUGUGUCUUAAUUUGCUGCAUUUUUUUUUCUAUUUUUUUGCACAGCACAUUUCGCGUCUUGUCAGAAUAUAUUUGUGGUACGAUAUUUUACUAUUCUUUACGUGUCAGGCUACAACUUUUUCCUUCUUUUUUUUCACACUAAGAAGUCCAUAGUCUGUUUUCUAUAGGACUAAAUGACAUAACAUCUCAUUGUGAUCACAUAAUAAAC